Dreissena polymorpha is the source of this 4795-nucleotide messenger RNA. Its product is annotated as zinc finger protein 429-like. Gene Ontology annotation, molecular function: DNA-binding transcription activator activity, RNA polymerase II-specific; RNA polymerase II cis-regulatory region sequence-specific DNA binding. Gene Ontology annotation, biological process: regulation of transcription by RNA polymerase II. The record is from RefSeq and is a predicted model, not a curated record. Bases 273 to 3956 code for a protein of 1227 amino acids. Gene Ontology annotation, cellular component: nucleus. The transcript is spliced from 8 exons. NCBI's taxonomy places the organism in Eukaryota, Metazoa, Mollusca, Bivalvia, Myida, Dreissenidae.
AGGAGUGCUGUUGUACACCAUUGUGAUACCUAUAUGGACACCUUUGAUGAAGAAAAUACAACCAUUUCAAAGGUGUCCACAUUGAUGACCACAGUGUGUUGCUGCAUCAGCAUAUCUGCCUUGGUGGUGAAGAUGAGGGACUGUUUUGUUAAGUAAAACAUGAAUUUAAUGAUUUUUGACGGAAAACAAACGUUGACAUUGCAAGCAACCAACACCCUGAUUUGAUCCAUAGACGGCACCAUGAUCAUGCUUUCUCAUGUGUUAAUCAAAAGAUGUUGACACUUGCAAAUGCCUGUGAUUAUGGAGAGAAGUUGAAAAGUGAAAGUCCUUAUGUUGGACAUGAAGUGUUGACAAAUGAAAAUCCCUGUAGCGAUACAGAGAUGUUGACAGCACUUGAGAGCAACUGUGACCAACUAGACAAGUUAACAUCAUAUGACAGUUUUUAUAGCAAAGAUGAGGAGCUGCUCUGGUGCGACACCUGUGGGCAUGGUCUGGCGGACCUGGGUAGCUUGACACAGCAUGUUUUAGAACACAUUGCGGAUUCCAUUGAAAACACAAAAGAUUCCAAUGUCCCACAUACUACUCAUAGAGACCUUAUGAUCCGACAGAAACCUAUAACUGAUGGAGAUGUCGAGAAGUCCAUUGAAAACACAAAAGAUUCCAAUGUCCCACAUACUACUCAGAGAGACCUUAUGAUCCGAAAGAAACCUAUAACUGAUGGAGAUGUCGAGAAAAAAAUGUGGGACACAGAGCAAGGAGCUCCAGACAUCUACCAGACAGCUGAGAGUCAAUACACGUGCUCCGUAUGUGGAAAAGAGUUCUUAGAGUUACAGCAGUUAAAAAGACACCACCAUCUUCACAGUGGAAAAGGCACAAGUUCUCAUAAUAAAAGCUGUCCUCAGAUGAAAUGGGAUAUGAUGAAAUAUGAUUUGCAAAAUAAUACCAGUAAAAUGGGUCAUAUGCCCAGUGUAUGCAAUAAAGAAUUUAUUUUGUCAAGCAACUUGACUAAGCCUAUGAGGAUUCACAAGAAAAGUUACAGGCAUCACUGUAGCGUGUGUGAAAAGGAAUUUGUUACAAGAUCCCAACUCACUCGCCAUAUGAAGAAUCAUAUGGACGAGCAGCCACACAGUUGCAGUGUUUGUGGAAAAGGAUACGUCUGCCGUUCUAACCUCACUCAGCAUAUGAGGAUGCACAUGGGACAGCGGCCUCACAGUUGCAGUGUUUGUGGAAAGGACUUUGGCGUCAGUGGUACCCUCUUUAAGCAUAUGAGGAUUCACACAGGAGAGCGGCCACACAGUUGCAGUGUUUGUGGAAAGGGAUUUGUCUCCAAUUCUAAACUCACAAGGCAUAUAAUGAUUCACACAGGAGAGUGGUCACACAGUUGCAGUGUAUGUGGAAAGGGAUAUGCGGACAGUUCUAAUCUCACAAGGCAUAUGAGGAUUCACACAGGAGAGCAGCCACACAGUUGCAGUGUUUGUGGAAAGGGAUUUGUCUCCAAUUCUAAACUCACAAGGCAUAUAAUGAUUCACACAGGAGAGUGGUCACACAGUUGCAGUGUAUGUGGAAAGGGAUUUGGCUCCAGUUCUAAACUCACAACGCAUAUAAUGAUUCACACAGGAGAGCGGCCACACAGUUGCAAUGUGUGUGGAAAGGGGUUUGGUUCCAGUUCCCACCUCACUGAGCAUAUGAGGAUUCAUACAGGAGAGCGACCGUAUAUUUGCAGUGUGUGUGGAAAGGACUUUGUUAGAGGCUCUGUUCUCAAAAGGCAUAUGCAGAUUCACACGGGAGAGCGGCCACACAGUUGCAGUGUUUGUGGAAAGGGAUUUGUCUCCAGUUCUAAUCUCACAACGCAUAUGAGGAUUCACUCAGGAGAGCGACCACACAGUUGCAGUGUUUGUGGAAAGGGAUUUGUCGACAGUUAUAAACUCACAACGCAUAUGAGGAUUCACUCAGGAGAGCGGCCACACAGUUGCAGUGUAUGUGGAAAGGGAUUUGCCAACAGUUCUAAUCACACAACGCAUAUGAGGAUUCACUCAGGAGAGCGUCCACACAGUUGCAGUGUAUGUGGAAAGGGAUUUGCCGACAGUUCUUCACUCACAAGGCAUAUGAGGAUUCACUCGGGAGAGUGGUUCUUGUAUGAGGGCUCGGCAUUGUCAGGGAAUAUUCGGGCUGCAGAAAGCCAGGCCCAGACGUUUUCAUCAAAUGUCUACCCCUGUGCUGAUCGAGAGCCGUUGGCAUCACAAGCUUACCCCUAUCUGGAUCAAGAAAUGUUGACAAAUGAAAAGUACUGGGUUGAUCGUAAGAUGUUGUCAAAUGCAAAUCCCUGUGUUGAUAAAGAAAUGUUGACACAUACAAAUCCCAAUGUUGAUCGAGAGAUGUUGACAAAUGAAAGCCCUUGUGACGAUCGAGAGAUAUUGGUAUCACUUGGCAGCUACUGUAAAGAUCCAGGCAUGUUAACAUCAUAUGACAGUUGUUAUAGCAAAGAUGAGGGGAAGUUCUGGUGUGACACCUGCGGGCAUGGUCUGGCGGACCUGGGUAGCCUGUCACAGCAUAUUUUGGAGCACAUUGUUGAUUCUAUGGCGAACACAAAUGACUCCCAUGUCAGCCACACUUCUCAUACAGGCCUUUUGAUUGACCAGAAACCUAUAACAGAUGACGAUGUCAAGAAAGAAAUUGGGGACACACGCCUAGGGGCUCCAGACAUCAACCAGCCUGCUGAGAGUCAAUAUACAUGCUCCAUAUGCGGGGAAGUGUUCUUAGAGAUGCAGGAGUUUAAAAGACACCGACAUGUCCACAGUGGAGCCAUCACAAAAUCUCCCAAUGGAAGCUCUCCACAAGUCAAACAGGAAAUGAUGAAAAGUGAACGGGGCCAUAAGUCCAAGGUAUGCUACAGUCGAUUUAUUGUAUCAAGCAAUCUGACUGAGCCUAUACGGAUUCACAACAGAAAUCGACAGCAUCGCUGCACUUUUUGUGCAAAGGGAUUUGUCUCCAGUUCUAAACUCACUGAGCACAUCAGGAUUCAUACGGGAGAGCGGCCACACAGUUGCAGUGUUUGUGGAAAGGGAUUUGUCUCCAGUUCUAACCUCAUUAAGCAUAUGAGGAUUCACACGGGAGAGCUGCCACACAGUUGCAGUGUUUGUUGGAAGGGAUUUGUCACCAGUUCAAACCUCACUCAGCAUAUGAGGAUUCACACGGGAGAGCGGCCACACAGUUGCGGUGUUUGUGGAAAGGGAUUUGUCUCCAGUUCUAAACUCACAAGGCAUAUGAUGAUACACUCGGGAGAGCGGCCAUACAGUUGCGGUGUAUGUGGUAAGAAAUUUGUCGAUAGUUCCUACCUCACUGAUCAUAUGCGGAUUCAUACGGGGGAGCGGUCACAUAGUUGCAGUGUUUGUGGAAAGGGUUUUGUCUCCAGUUUUAAACUCACAAGGCAUAUGAGGAUUCACACAGGUGAGUUGCCACACAUUUGCGAUGUUUGUGGAAAGGGAUUUGUUUCCAGAACUCAACUCACUGAACAUAUGAGAAUUCACACAGGAGAGCGGCCACACAUUUGCAGUGUUUGUGGCAAAGGAUUUGUCGCCAGGUCUAACCUCACUGAGCAUAUGAGGAUUCACACGGGAGAGCGGCCACACAAUUGCAGUGUUUGUGGGAAGGGAUUUGUCUCCAGUUCUAAACUCACAAGGCAUAUGCAGAUUCACACAGGAGAGCGGUCACACAGUUGCAGUGUUUGUGAAAAGGGGUUUGGCUCGAGUUCUAAACUCACUGAGCAUAUGAGGAUUCAUACGGGAGAGCGGCCACUCAGUUGUAGCGUUUGUGGAAAGGGAUUUGCCUCCAGUUCUCAUCUCACUUACCACAUCAGGAUUCACACGGGAGAGCGGCCACACAAUUGCAGUGUUUGUGGGAAGGGAUUUGUCAUCAGGUCGAAUCUCACAAAGCAUAUGAGGAUUCACUCGAGGUAAUGGCUACACAUUUGCAGCAUGUGUGGAAAUGACCUUGCUUCUGCCAAUGUUUCAAUAGGCAUAUAAGGAUUCACUCGGGAGAGAAGCCACACAGUUGCAGCGUACGUGAUAACGGAUUUGUUUCCAGAUCUCAACUUAUUGAGCAUAAUUAUGAGGAUUCACACAGGAGAGGAUCCACACAUGUGCAACUUGUGUUGAAAGGACAUAGUUACACUAAUGUUAAUUAUUACCUAUUGAUUAGAACCAUACAUUUAAUGAUUGUAAUGUAUAUCAAAGGAUUUGCACCGAUCCAUACACACAGUUGAUUUGGUGGAGAAUAUCAAUUCAACAAAUGUGAAUUUGCUUGUUUGAAAAGGAUUCGACUCCAGCUCUCACCUCAGUAUUCAUAUGGCGAUUUACAGUAGAGAGCGGAUUCACUUUUGCGGUGUUUGCGGAAAGGGAUUCGUCUCCAGCUCCCACCUUAGUCUUCAUUUAAGGAUUUACACGACAUGCUUACUUCACUGGGUGCCAUGAGUAAUGCUUGUCAUGUUUAUGUCAUUCAUACUGACACGAUUGAAAGUGCAAAAAAGUACCCUUAGUCUGCAUCAUGUUAUCGCAUGAACUACAUAAAUUGUGUGUCCUCUAACUUAACAUUUUAAUUGUUACGUAAAGCAUGUCUCAUGACACUUUAUGAUGCAGAACUUGCAGUGCUUUCCACAGGAUUUUUGUCAGGCGCCCCGGGGCUGAAAGGAGUGGUUCGGGAGGGGUGUGCCCUCCCGACGUAGAUUUUUAACUUUUCAAUUCACGUUCUGUGGUGCGUUAUACCUCAAAGAAAAAAAGCGUCAAUAGACGUCAUUUGA